Messenger RNA from Tarenaya hassleriana, 827 nucleotides. Its product is annotated as protein CutA, chloroplastic. Gene Ontology annotation, molecular function: copper ion binding. NCBI's taxonomy places the organism in Eukaryota, Viridiplantae, Streptophyta, Magnoliopsida, Brassicales, Cleomaceae. The transcript is spliced from 6 exons. The coding region runs from base 40 to 621 and encodes 193 amino acids. The record is from RefSeq and is a predicted model, not a curated record. Gene Ontology annotation, biological process: response to metal ion.
GCAAAUGCGUAUAAAUACGAACGUUGGUGAAACCCAGCGAUGGCUUCGUCUGCGACCAGCAAAUUCUCGGCGGUUAUCGUAUCUUUCGCCGGAAUACGACGACGUUUACCGAUCGUGGGUGCAUUUUGUAUGCUAAGUUUGGGUUUCUCUACUGUAUCCUUAUCUUCGUCGUCUUCUUCGGCUUCCUUCAAAACGGGUUGUGCUCAAUCUGUCUCGUUUGCCCCCCUCUUAAGGUCGAGGUUUAGCAGUAAGGCUUCUUCUUCAUCGGUUGAUGCGAUCCGAAUGGCAGAGAGGAGCGAGACUGUGCCCAGCAUUGUUGUCUAUGUCACUGUUCCUAACAGAGAAGCAGGGAAGAAGUUGGCUAACAGCAUAGUCCAAGAAAAGCUUGCAGCAUGUGUUAACAUUGUGCCGGGUAUUGAAUCAGUGUAUCAGUGGGAGGGAAAGAUCCAGAGUGAUGCUGAGGAGCUUCUGAUCAUCAAGACAAGGCAAUCACUUUUGGAUGCUCUUACAGAUCAUGUCAAAGCAAAUCAUGAAUACGAUGUGCCUGAAGUAAUUGCAUUGCCUAUUACUGGUGGGAGUCCUCAGUAUCUGGAAUGGCUAAAGAACAGCACAAAGGACUGAAUGAAUCCUCACAGCUCUUGGACGAUGCAUCAAUGGGUACAAAUCAUGGUUUCUUGUGUUUGAAAUUUGAGCUUUAUGUGUUCUAGUUCCACAUAACAAACACGUUCCAUCUAUGUUCUGUCAGUAAGCUUCCAUGAGCUUGAAUAAUAAGAUAUGAACCUUGAAAAUGCCAUGAUCAUUUACAAGAAUGUACUCAAAUGAUAUCA